Paracoccidioides lutzii Pb01 is the source of this 822-nucleotide messenger RNA. RefSeq lists its product as hypothetical. The transcript has 2 exons. The record is from RefSeq and is a predicted model, not a curated record. The coding region runs from base 1 to 822 and encodes 273 amino acids.
AUGGCCACAGGACUGACCAAAGAGAUCCGUCCUGCUCAGGAUGUGAUUGGUCAGGACUCUGAUGAUGUUGACUUCUGCUGUAAACGGCUUGUUGCUGCAGCCACAACUCAGCUCUUCUCUUACAUGGUUCACAAAGAGUUGCAUUACAGCUAUAUAUGCACUGGAGAAACCUUCAUCUUUGUUUAUAUCCCAGAUGAUCCAUCUUCAGUUCAGUGUGCGCUUUGCAGACCAGACCUGGGCGUCAAGGUGACUAGCAAGGUUGAGCUACAGUUGACAGCUGUCGUGCAGGUUCUGGUGUUCACAAUCAGAGCAUUGACCUCACCAGCAGUACCCCGGGAGUGGCAUGAUGCUGCUGUGAGGCUUGAUGUUUGGCCAGUGGAGUAUUCUGAAAUACUGGAGCAGACUCCAUCCGCUGCUCACCCAAAACAUGCGCCCCCUGGUACCGUGGCAGACAACCCUGCAGGGAGCUGUGGGGCACUGUUCAAGGUGAGGCUCUCAUCACAUGGAUACACUGUGGUCGCCAAGGGUGUGAAAUACAAGCAUCUGUAUAAGCUCGAACAUGAAAAGCAGAUCUAUGAUGAGCUCCGAGAUCUCCAAGGUGAAUGUAUUCCAGUCUGUCUUGGCAUCGUCCAGCUGGCGUUAAAGCAUCCCUAUUACUACAAUGGCAGAAUCUACACUCACAUGUUAUUUUUGAGCUGGGUGGAAGAAGCAAUUCAAAAAGUCAGGACACUCAGCCAUACUGCAGAUGCAUCCUCCAUGGUAUAUCAUGCCCUCCAAGCCAUUCACUUUAAAGGAGUUCUCCAUGGUGACAUGGAGCUGUGA